Xenopus laevis (African clawed frog) is the source of this 2717-nucleotide messenger RNA. It is a transcript of the gene glra1.L, whose product is annotated as glycine receptor subunit alphaZ1. The record is from RefSeq and is a predicted model, not a curated record. Lineage: Eukaryota; Metazoa; Chordata; Amphibia; Anura; Pipidae. The transcript is spliced from 9 exons. The coding region runs from base 1253 to 2605 and encodes 450 amino acids.
UGGUCCGAUUGCCAUUUUGGAGUCAGGAAGGAAUUUUUUCCCCCUCUGAGGCAAAUUGGUGAGGCUUCAGAUGAUUUACUGUUACGGUAUAGGGAAUAUAAUGACAUAGUACUGUCCAGUAUAUCGGGGGUUAACACAUUCCAAUGAUGAACGUGGUCUAUAGCCAAUCAACGAGCCUUUAAACCUCAUGUUAAUCCAGUGAGCUGAGCCAGAGGGAGGGACUUGAACUGCCAGAUGUUUGUUUUUUUAGUUUAGUACAUGACUACAGCAAGAAAUAUGUUUAGAACUGAAGGCUCAUCCAUGCAUAAGAUUGGACAAGAGAAAAAAGCAACUCCGUAUAUUAUUACUGAUGUGUUGCUUUAACCAUAAAACGCCCCAAAGUGAAACAUAAAUCCUUCCUUCUUGACUUUCAUACACAAGCGAUGGGACAGGCUACCCACACCUGCGACUGAACGAUUGACAACAUCAAAGAUCAAAGAAGAAACAGAAGAAGACAGCAGAGAAGACAAUUUGGGGGUGGAAAAGGCGGUAUUUUUUAAGGGAUACUACAGUGGAUGGUGUGCCAUUCAUCUUAAGAUUUCUUUAAUGCGCCUUGUUCGUGGGCAGAGACCUGGAGCUGGUAGGAAGGUAGCAACUUCGCUAUUGUGGGCUGCCGACAAAUCAAGGCGGUCAAUGCAGCCGGCCGCUGUCCGUAGUCCUGGCUGAUCCGUUACGUUCUGCUACUGUGUGCUGAGCUGUUUUAUAGAGACACAACUGCGCUGUCCGAGGUGCUGAACUUGACCUGGCUGAUCCAUGCAGCUCUACAGCGCGGUGCUGAAAUAACUGUGCUAUCCGAGACUGUGUAUAGGAUAAACUGCUCUGUCCGAGGUGCUGAACUUGCCUUACUAAGACCUGGCUGAUGCGCUUCUGCAACUGGACUGUCCAGCGAGGGGCUGACAUAGCUCCACCAUGCGAACCGGUAUAAUCAGCCCGCCCUCAAUCACUGCCCAGUAUUUAUGGACCUGAAUUAGGCCGAGCGCAUCAUCAGAACCUGUGAAGUGUGUCUCGUGUGUUCGCAGCAGUGCAGCUGAACUAGAUCUAGCUCAACUGAGAUCUUUGGAGAAGCCGCGUGUGUAUGUGGUAUUGAGCCAAGCUUCCAGCUGAUUAGAAAUCUUACAGGACCAAAGUAGCACCGGGUUCAGAGCAGAGGCAACACGAGCAGUUGUUUGUACCCAGCAAACCCUCACUGCCUACAUCCAUCACAACCGAAACGAUGCGCAGCCUUAAUGCGCUUGGCAUCUACCUUUGGGAGACGGUGCUAUUCUUCAGUCUAGCAGCUUCCAAGGAAGUUGGUGCGUCUGCCCGUUCCUCUGCCAAACAAAUGUCUCCUUCUGACUUCUUGGAUAAGCUGAUGGGAAAGAUCUCAGGAUACGACGCCAGGAUUCGACCCAAUUUCAAAGGUCCGCCUGUAAAUGUGAGCUGCAACAUCUUCAUUAACAGUUUUGGAUCAAUUGCAGAAACCACCAUGGAUUACAGACUUAAUAUUUUCCUGCGUCAGCAGUGGAACGAUCCUCGCUUAGCUUAUAGUGAAUAUCCAGAUGACUCACUGGAUCUAGAUCCUUCUAUGUUGGACUCGAUCUGGAAACCAGAUCUGUUCUUUGCUAAUGAAAAGGGGGCUAACUUCCAUGAAAUUACAACCGACAACAAGUUGUUGAGAAUCUUCAAGACUGGAAAUGUUCUUUAUAGCAUAAGACUGACUCUGACAUUAGCUUGUCCCAUGGACCUGAAAAAUUUCCCAAUGGAUGUCCAAACUUGCAUAAUGCAGCUGGAGAGUUUUGGCUACACAAUGAACGACUUGAUAUUUGAAUGGGAGGAGGUGGGGGCUGUGCAGGUUGCUGAAGGCCUGACUUUGCCUCAAUUUAUCUUGAAAGAAGAGAAGGAUCUGAGAUACUGCACCAAGCACUAUAGUACUGGUAAAUUCACUUGCAUUGAGGCUCGAUUCCACUUGGAGAGACAGAUGGGCUACUACCUGAUCCAAAUGUACAUUCCCAGUUUGCUGAUUGUCAUCUUGUCAUGGGUGUCCUUCUGGAUUAACAUGGAUGCAGCUCCUGCCAGGGUUGGGCUCGGUAUUACUACUGUGCUGACCAUGACCACACAGAGCUCUGGAUCUCGAGCCUCAUUGCCAAAGGUCUCCUAUGUCAAAGCCAUUGAUAUCUGGAUGGCUGUUUGCUUGCUCUUUGUCUUCUCUGCUCUGCUGGAAUACGCAGCAGUCAACUUUGUAUCUCGUCAGCAUAAGGAGCUUCUACGCUUCAGGAGGAGGCGGCGACACCACAAGGAGGACGAAAAUGCAGAAGGGCGUUUCAGCUUUGCUGCCUAUGGAAUGGGGCCUGCAUGUCUACAAGCCAAGGAUGGGAUCUCCACGAAGGGUAACAACAACAAUAACCCUGCAAGCUCUCCACAGCCAGCCUCCAAAUCCUCAGACGAGAUGCGUAAGCUCUUCAUCAGCCGAGCCAAGCAGAUUGAUAAAGUGUCAAGAAUCGGCUUUCCUUUGGUUUUCCUGAUAUUCAACACUUUCUACUGGAUCAUAUACAAGAUUGUGCGGAGUGAGGAUGUCCACAAGCAAUGAGAUGCUAGUGGGGAUGGGGAGAAAGGUGGGUGUGUAGGGUAUCUAAUAUGAAAAGGCGAAAGUAAAAAAAAGACUGUUCUGAAAGGCAAUUAAAGACAAUAGGAUUUUGAGU